Molecule: messenger RNA, 2749 nt
Organism: Toxotes jaculatrix (banded archerfish)
Lineage: Eukaryota; Metazoa; Chordata; Actinopteri; Toxotidae
Gene: ikzf1
Product: IKAROS family zinc finger 1 (Ikaros)
Exons: 8
Coding region: 158-1720 (520 amino acids)
Biological process (GO): regulation of transcription by RNA polymerase II
Molecular function (GO): RNA polymerase II cis-regulatory region sequence-specific DNA binding; DNA-binding transcription factor activity
Source: RefSeq, a predicted model, not a curated record
GUUGGGCUGGAACGAGGAAGUGCAGUGGAGAGGGGAGGGACUCAGGGCGCAGCUCCAUGGGGCCGCCGCGGCGCUGCGACCUUCUGCACAUGGAGCCGGGGAGAGUUGGAAGAACUUCAUACUGCAAACUCAAGGAAUAGCAGAGUACUUGCACCGCAUGGAGACAGAGGAGGCCCAGGAAAUGGCCCAGAUGCCAGGCAGGGACAGCCCCCCUGCCAACGAAGUGUCCGAGGAUGCAGAGGAGCCCAUGGCUGUCCCUGAAGACCUGUCAGCCGGCUCCGCCCACCAGCAGAACAACAGAGGGGACAAAGCCUGUAACAUUAAAGUUGAGGCUCGCAGUGAUGAGGAGAAUGGGCUGGCCUGUGACAUGAAUGGCGUGGAGGAGGAGGAGUGUGCGGAAGACUUGCGCGUGAUCGAUGCCUCGGGGGCCAAGGUGAAUGGCUCACAGCCGAGCCCCGAAGCCAAGGCCUUCUCCUCGGCCGGCGGUAUCCGGCUGCCCAACGGGAAGCUCAAGUGCGAUAUCUGUGGGAUAGUUUGCAUUGGCCCCAAUGUGUUGAUGGUGCACAAGCGAAGCCACACUGGAGAACGCCCUUUCCAGUGCAGCCAGUGCGGUGCCUCUUUCACCCAGAAGGGUAACCUGCUGCGCCACAUCAAGCUCCAUUCAGGAGAGAAACCCUUCAAGUGUCAUCUGUGCAGCUAUGCCUGUCGACGGAGGGACGCCCUCACCGGCCAUUUACGCACCCACUCGGUUGGAAAACCGCACAAAUGUGCUUACUGUGGCCGCAGUUACAAGCAGCGCAGCUCUCUCGAGGAGCACAAGGAGCGGUGUCACAACUACCUCCAGUACAUGGGGCUGCAGAACAGCGUCUACACAGUAGUAAAGGAAGAAAGCAACCAGAAUGAGCAGAGGGAAGACUUAAGCCAGACCGGAUCUGACAGAGCCUUGGUGCUAGACAGACUAGCUAAUAAUGUAGCUAAACGUAAGAGCACUAUGCCACAGAAGUUUGUGGGUGACAAACGUCUGUCAGACCUCUCCUACGACGGAGGAGCAGGCGAGCUGAUGCAGCCCCACGUCAUCGACCAGGCCAUCAACAGUGCCAUCAGCUACCUGGGGGCCGAGUCACUCCGGCCUCUGGUCCAGACCUCCCCAGCCUCCUCUUCUGACGUGGGCCUCAGUUCCAUGUACCCUCUCCACAAGCCUGCACCUGAAGGCCACGCGGGGACGGGCCACAGCCUGUCAGCCAAAGACAGUGCAGCUGAGAACCUGCUGCUGCUCUCCAACUCCAAGUCUGCCUCCAGUGAGAAGGAUGGCUCACCCAGCCACAGCGGCCAGGACUCCACCGACACCGAGAGCAACAAUGAGGAUCGUCCGGGCGGGGCGUCCACUGGUCUCAUCUACCUGACCAAUCACAUCACCUCGGGGGUGAGAAACGGCGUGCUCCCUUUGGUGAAGGAGGAGCAGCAGAGGCAGUACGAGGCCAUCCGGGCCAGCAUGGAGAUGGCCUCCGAGGGCUUCAAGGUGGUGACGGCGGAAGGGGAGCAGGUGAGGGCGUACCGCUGCGAACACUGCCGCAUUCUCUUCCUGGACCACGUCAUGUACACCAUUCACAUGGGCUGCCACGGCUUCAGAGACCCCUUCGAGUGCAACCUCUGCGGUCACCGGAGUCAAGACCGGUACGAGUUCUCUUCUCACAUAACGCGAGGAGAGCAUCGCUUCUGAGCCCCGUCCACCGGGGAACACACACACACACACACACACACACACACACACACACACACACACACACACACACACACACACACACACACACACACAGACAAACAGGUGUAUAUAUGAAAAAAAAUGCCACACACACUCACUCAUAGACAUACACCUGAAACAAAUAUUUAGACAAACAAAAUGUAAAAUACACUGUUGAUGUCUGAAAGUUGUGUUUUUUAUACAAAGUAUGCAUGUUUAUUGAACACAGAUAAAUGUGUACAACUAUUCAAAAAAUCCAUUUAUUUUCAUUCUCAAAAGAAAGACUAGUUAUUCAUUCUGUUACUCAUUUGUCUUUUUUAAAGAAACAAAAUAUUGUCCAGUGAGGAUGACACAGCUGAGGUACUGUGCCACUUCAUACAUAAGUAUUAAAUCAUAUACUCACAGUUGCCACAUGUAUAAAAUGUAUAAACGUGACUUUUCUUUUGGAAAACCAGGCAGCAACUUUUUUUUUUCCAGUUUUGAAAUAGAAAAGAUUUGUGUCCUUUCAUUUACACAUCUUUGUCGUGAAGAGUCUGAUAUGCCCGUAAAAAGAUUCUGCUCUGCAGCUGUUCUCGGCGCAGGAAAACCUACUUUAAUGUCGGUAGCAAAUGCAAUCAAUAAGAACUUAACAAUCAGUGUAGAUAACUUCACAUUUCCCUCCAAAGUUUCAACCUGUUCUUGUAUGUGUAACAACCUACAUAUUAUUUAUAUCACAUUUACACUCCUGUCUGUUUUUGUAUUUAUUAUAAUGAUCGUUGUUUGUCGGUAGGGUAGUUAAAAGGAAGUUGCAUCUUUUUCUGUUCAACUGUACUUAAUGUAUUUGAGGUGAAAACAUGACUACUGCUGCUGGAAGCUAUUUUUGGUUUUGUCAUGAGAAAAUGUUAUCCUGCAUUUUUUGUUUUGUACCUGAUGGCUAAGAGUCUCGCUCACAAAAUGAAAGUGAGCCAUGUCAAGGGAGCUUUAUGCUUGCAAAAUAUCAAUAAAGGAUAUUUUAUAUAUGCACAAAGA